This is a messenger RNA of Antrostomus carolinensis (chuck-will's-widow), 1507 nucleotides long. It is a transcript of the gene IQSEC3, whose product is annotated as IQ motif and Sec7 domain ArfGEF 3. The record is from RefSeq and is a predicted model, not a curated record. NCBI's taxonomy places the organism in Eukaryota, Metazoa, Chordata, Aves, Caprimulgiformes, Caprimulgidae. The transcript is spliced from 9 exons. Gene Ontology annotation, biological process: regulation of ARF protein signal transduction; actin cytoskeleton organization. Gene Ontology annotation, molecular function: guanyl-nucleotide exchange factor activity. The coding region runs from base 1 to 1419 and encodes 472 amino acids.
AUGAAGGCUGUGUCCCCUUCCUGCAGCUGCGUGGUGGACGAGAUGGAUUUCUCAGGCAUGGAGCUGGACGAAGCCCUGCGGAAGUUCCAGGCUCACAUCCGCGUGCAGGGGGAAGCGCAGAAGGUGGAGCGGCUCAUUGAGGCUUUCAGCCAGAGGUACUGCAUGUGUAACCCAGAUGUGGUCCAGCAGUUCCACAACCCGGACACCAUCUUCAUCUUGGCCUUUGCAAUCAUCCUCCUCAAUACGGACAUGUACAGCCCCAACAUCAAGCCUGACAGGAAGAUGAUGCUGGAGGAUUUCAUUCGCAAUCUGAGAGGGGUAGAUGACGGUGCUGACAUCCCACGGGAGCUGGUGGUGGGGAUCUACGAGAGGAUCCAGCAGAAAGAGCUGAAAUCCAAUGAGGACCAUGUGACUUACGUCACCAAAGUGGAGAAGUCCAUAGUUGGGAUGAAAACGGUUCUGUCUGUGCCCCAUCGCCGGCUGGUCUGCUGCAGCCGCUUGUAUGAAGUGACUGAUGUGAACAAAGUACAGAAGCAGGCAGCUCACCAGAGGGAAGUGUUUCUCUUCAAUGACCUGCUGGUGAUCCUCAAGCUUUGCCCCAAGAAGAAAAGCUCCUCAACCUACACAUUUUGCAAGUCAGUCGGCCUGCUAGGGAUGCAGUUCCAUCUCUUUGAGAAUGAAUAUUACCCCCAUGGCAUCACACUGGUGACUCCAGUUUCAGGCUCAGAGAAGAAACAGGUACUACACUUCUGUGCUCUGGGUGCUGAGGAAAUGCAGAAGUUUGUGGAAGAUCUGAAAGAGUCAAUAGCAGAAGUGACGGAGCUGGAGCAGAUACGAAUUGAAUGGGAAUUGGAGAAACAGCAAGGGGCAAAGUCUCUCUCCUUAAGGACCAAUGGAGCCCAGAUGGAACUGCAGUCUAAGCAAGGCUCUCCAACAGGCAAGAAGGAUUUGGGGGAGAAGGUCUCGGACAGCACAGUGGAGGUGUCAAUUCACAACAGGCUUCAAACGUACCAGCACAACUCCACCCUGGGGCCCGAGAGUGGAAUGCAGCCCAGCACGCGUCUUAACAUGCCACGGGAACGGCUGGAGACAGCACUGGUGCCCUCGCACCCCGCCUCGGCGGGGACACUUGUACAGUGCCAGCAGAUUGUCAAAGUCAUUGUUUUGGACAAGCCGUGCCUGGCUCGGAUGGAGCCGGCCCUCAACCAGACUCUGACACGCUACGUCACCUCCGAUUCCUGCACCUCCACCCCUUGGCGUGGUGUGGGCAGUGGGCUCCCCGGGACGCCCAUGAAGCUGGUCCAUCAGCCUCCUCUCCCACCUCCACCACCUCCUUACAACCACCCCCACCAGUAUUGUCCCCCCAGCUCCCUGCUUCAGAGGCGCAGGUACUCCAGUGGUUCACGCAGCCUCGUGUAGCCACACCACCAGCACCAAAACAGCACAGACUUCCCUGCUUCCCUUCCCCACCACCUCCCGGAGACCCUUUCUGCCUACAGAGAUCUAG